AUGGAGGAUCAGUGGCAACGAUCAAAGGUAGAGGAAUUUCUCACACAUCUAAAAACUGGUAUUCUCGAUGUGACGACACCAGGAGGCUGGAAGGUCUCCCUACUCACUUUCAUGGAUGAACCGUCAAUGCAGGAGAGGAAGGUCUUCAUGGAGAGAAUUGAGUCCGGAGUAUGGCCGGAGUUUGGAAAACCAAUUAUUGAAAUUUCCGUAACUGAAAGAAGCUCAUUCUCAUACCCUGUACUCGUGCGUGUAACCAAACUCAUGGCCACAACUGAACUCAUUUCUGAAGCAGUUUCGAAACUUAUAGCUACUCAUCUGGAAUUGGAUAUCAAGAAUUAUGUACAAUGCCCUUCCACCAGGGUUCAGAGCCAUCCUAAAAGAGGGAAUCCAGUGAUAUCAACUCCGGCUCUGCACCACCAACCGCUUCACUUGCACUUGCUCACACAAGACUUACCAGCAGAGAAAGGUACGCUCAGGAGUCAGGCCGAGACUCUGUUGAGGACAGCUAUAGAGACAGUUCAAAGUUCUUACUUACCUGAUGGAACAUCAACACUUCACCCAAACGGUGCUACGCAGAUCCUUCAUUGUCAAGAUACAACUCAUGUGAUUGUGGUAGAGAAAGAUUGGAAUGGAAUAAUCACUAUUGGGUUUUAUCCAACACCAAUACCAAUUUGGCAUCGAAGUGUUAAGAAACUUGAUUGUAUACCCGGACACAAGGAAAGGUUGACUGGUGUUAUUAAUGAGAUCAGAAGUGAAUACCCAUCUUUGAUCGACUUAUCUCAUGAGCCCAAUCUGGAUUGGAGCAAGUUGAAGGAGAGAUACAAUUGGAGAGCAGCUAGAACUGUGUCUUCCCCUAGACGCACUCAAACACCAGGUCCAAGAACAACUGCUUUGGCUGACUCACAAUUUACUUCACGGCCUAACUCACGAUCUUGCUCACGUCACUCACGAUCUCGUUCACCAGCAACACAUCCUUACCAAAACUUGAGAAACUCUCUGUCUUCAGGGGCAAAAUCGCCCAGAGGGCGGUCGCCAUAUGGGACCACCACUCAAACUGUUUUCAGAGACCCGUCUCUUCCUCGGCAAUCGAGAAAGGAGCUCCCUUCAGUCAACAGGGAUUUCGUUUCGUGGACAGCUUGA
Tremella mesenterica DSM 1558 is the source of this 1140-nucleotide messenger RNA. RefSeq lists its product as uncharacterized. NCBI's taxonomy places the organism in Eukaryota, Fungi, Basidiomycota, Tremellomycetes, Tremellales, Tremellaceae. Bases 1 to 1140 code for a protein of 379 amino acids. The transcript has a single exon. The record is from RefSeq and is a predicted model, not a curated record.